CAGGAUCCCAAGUGAUGGUGGUUUACUCAGAGGACGAGCUGAGCCCUGCACAAUGACUGGUUAGCACAGCAGAGCUGGUAGCUGCGCCUGCCAGCUGUUGGGUGUGAACAGGUGUGAACGGCGAGAUCCCCACAUCUGGACCAAGGGGAAGCAUGUCUAAGAAAGGCCGGAGCAAGGGCGAGAAGCCCGAGAUGGAGACAGACCCAGUACAAAUGGCCAACGAGGAGCUGCGGGCCAAGUUGACCAGCAUCCAGAUUGAGUUCCAGCAGGAAAAAAGCAAGGUGGGCAAGCUGCGUGAGCGGCUGCAGGAGGCCAAGCUGGAGCGCGAGCAGGAGCAGCGGCGGCACACGGCCUACAUCUCCGAGCUCAAGGCCAAGCUGCACGAGGAAAAGACUAAGGAGCUGCAGGCUGUGCGCGAGGCGCUCAUCCGGCAGCACGAGCAGGAGGCGGCGCGUACGGCCAAGAUAAAGGAGGGCGAGCUGCAGCGGCUGCAGGCCACACUCAAUGUGCUGCGUGAUGGUGCCGCGGACAAAGUCAAGACUGCGCUGCUGGCCGACGCGCGCGAUGAGGCGCGCAGGGCCUUCGAUGGCGAGCGCCAGCGGCUGCAGCAGGAGAUCCUGGAGCUCAAGGCAGCACGCAAGCAGGCUGAGGAGGCCCUCAGCAAUUGUAUGCAGGCGGACAAAGCCAAAGCAGCCGACCUGCGAGCUGCCUACCAGGCUCACCAGGAUGAGGUGCAUCGCAUCAAGCGCGAGUGCGAGCGCGACAUCCGCAGGCUGAUGGAUGAGAUCAAAGGAAAAGACCGUGUGAUUCUGGCCUUGGAGAAGGAACUUGGCGUGCAGGCGGGUCAGACCCAGAAGCUGCUUCUGCAGAAAGAGGCUUUGGAUGAGCAACUGGUACAGGUCAAGGAGGCCGAGCGGCACCACAGCAGCCCCAAGAGGGAGCUCCCACCAGGGAUCGGGGACAUGGCGGAGCUCAUGGGCACACAGGAUCAACAUAUGGAUGAGCGAGAUGUAAGGCGAUUUCAACUAAAAAUUGCUGAACUGAAUUCAGUGAUACGGAAGCUGGAAGACAGAAAUACCCUCCUGGCAGAUGAGAGGAAUGAACUGCUGAAACGCUCGCGUGAGACUGAGGUCCAGCUGAAGCCCCUGGUGGAGAAGAACAAGCGAAUGAGCAAGAAGAAUGAGGAUCUGCUGCAGAGCAUCCAGAGGAUGGAGGAGAAGGUCAAGAACCUCACGAGGGAAAACGUGGAAAUGAAGGAGAAGCUGUCGGCCCAGGUGUCUCUGAAGCGGCACACCUCCUUGAACGAUCUCAGCCUAACAAGGGAUGAGCAGGAGAUCGAGUUCCUGAGGCUGCAGGUGCUGGAGCAGCAGCAUGUCAUCGACGACCUGUCACUGGAGAAAGAACGGCUGUUACACUGCUCCAAGAGGUAUCGAGGGAAAAGUAUGAAGCCACCCAAGAAGCAUGUUGUGGAGACAUUUUUUGGAUUUGAUGAGGAGUCUGUGGACUCAGAAACAUUGUCAGAAACAUCCUACAACACAGACAGGACAGACAGAACCCCAGCCACUCCUGAAGAAGACUUGGACGAUACCACAGCCCGGGAAGAGGCUGACCUGCGCUUCUGCCAGCUGACCAGGGAGUACCAGGCCCUGCAGCGAGCCUACGCCCUGCUCCAGGAGCAGGUGGGGGGCACACUGGAUGCUGAGAGGGAGGCCCGGACUCGGGAACAGCUACAAGCUGAUCUGCUGAGAUGUCAGGCCAAAAUUGAGGAUUUGGAGAAGUUACUGGUUGAGAAGGGACAGGAUUCCAAAUGGGUGGAAGAGAAGCAGCUACUGAUGAGAACGAACCAAGACUUGCUGGAAAAGAUUUACAGACUGGAAAUGGAAGAAAACCAGCUGAAGAAUGAAAUGCAAGACGCAAAGGAUCAGAACGAGCUGUUAGAAUUCAGAGUGCUAGAACUUGAAGAGAGAGAGCGGAGGUCGCCAGCAUUUAACCUCCAAAUCACCACCUUCCCUGAGAACAACAGCAGCGCUCUCCAGCUGUUCUGUCACCAGGAAGGAGUUAAGGAUGUGAAUAUUUCUGAACUUAUGAAGAAAUUAGAUAUCCUUGGCGAUAACGGGAAUUUGAGAAAUGAAGAACAGGUUGCAAUAAUCCAAGCUGGAACUGUGCUUGCCCUGUGUGAAAAGUGGCUGAAGCAAAUAGAAGGAACUGAGGCAGCCCUGACCCAGAAGAUGCUCGAUCUAGAGAAGGAAAAGGACCUGUUCAGCAGGCAGAAGGGCUACCUGGAGGAGGAGCUCGACUACAGGAAGCAAGCCCUUGACCAGGCUUACCUGAAAAUCCAGGACCUGGAGGCCACGCUGUACACGGCGCUGCAACAGGAGCCCGGGCGGAAGGCGGGCGAGGCGCUGAGUGUGGGCCAGCGGGAGGACCUGCAGGCAGCUGUGGAGAAGGUGCGCAGGCAGAUCCUGAGGCAGAGCCGCGAGUUCGACAGCCAGAUCCUGCGGGAGCGCAUGGAGCUACUGCAGCAGGCCCAGCAGCGUGUCCGAGAGCUGGAGGACAAGCUUGAACUCCAGAAGCGGCACCUAAAGGAACUGGAGGAAAAGUUUUUGUUCCUUUUUUUGUUUUUCUCACUAGCAUUCAUUCUGUGGCCUUGAUGACUUCAGUGAGCCAAGAACUCGGGUUG
This is a messenger RNA of Otolemur garnettii (small-eared galago), 2680 nucleotides long. RefSeq names its product janus kinase and microtubule interacting protein 1 (gene JAKMIP1). The transcript is spliced from 20 exons. Bases 153 to 2651 code for a protein of 832 amino acids. Gene Ontology annotation, molecular function: kinase binding; microtubule binding; GABA receptor binding. NCBI's taxonomy places the organism in Eukaryota, Metazoa, Chordata, Mammalia, Primates, Galagidae. The record is from RefSeq and is a predicted model, not a curated record.